Syngnathoides biaculeatus (alligator pipefish) is the source of this 2964-nucleotide messenger RNA. It is a transcript of the gene tmem87b, whose product is annotated as transmembrane protein 87B. The transcript has 19 exons. The record is from RefSeq and is a predicted model, not a curated record. The coding region runs from base 21 to 1736 and encodes 571 amino acids. Lineage: Eukaryota; Metazoa; Chordata; Actinopteri; Syngnathiformes; Syngnathidae. Gene Ontology annotation, biological process: retrograde transport, endosome to Golgi. Gene Ontology annotation, cellular component: membrane; Golgi apparatus.
UGUUCACUCGCUUUGACAACAUGGCAGCUGUUCCAAUGAGAACGUGGAGAAAUUUCACAACAGACCGUUUCUAUCCAUGGAUGCGUCUUUAUUUGCUCUUACUCGUUACUAUAAAAACGACCGCUGCUGCUCCAGAGAAGGGAUUGUGGAAAAUUAUUGCUUUAAGUCAGACCUCAAGACCGCUCCUGUUAAGAAAAUCCAUGUUCAAAGACACUAACAUUGAAUUGAAAGUUGUUUCAUUUGGCUGUCCUGAGGAGGUAACAUUCACCAUCCAAUGGUAUUUAAAAUACUACCCCUGCCAUAAUGAUUUCAAUAACAUUGAAGAAAUGUAUGAGCGACCGCUGCUGAGUCGUGGACAGAGCCUUGAUCCCAAUCCGCUUGUACAAGGAGAGUACAUCGAGCACAAAUACAAGCCUAUAAUGUGCAACAGUGAACUGCGCUCCUUUCCAACGUUUAAAAAAGCCAAGGGAGAACCCCGACCCGUCAGUCCGCAUGUUGAGGGAGAAGUGUUGGACGAAAGUGAGAUCAGGUGGAUUACAGAAGAGUACGACAGUGACGCGGUGACAAGCAAUGGUACAAAGCUCAAAGACAAUGUCAUAGCCUCCACGUGGAAGGAUGGGCCUUACAUACUCGUGGUGAAGAUUGUGCCCAGUAAACAAGAUGUUAACUGGAAUUUAACUAUGAAUGUAGUGAUGAAAGGCAGGCAUGGCUACAUUUCCAUCACGGAAUAUCCUCUUAUGAUUUUUUACAUGGUCAUGUGCGUGGUGUACAUCCUGUUCGCCCUGUUAUGGUUCACCUGGGCUGCCUGUUACUGGAAAGACAUAUUAAGGAUCCAGUUCUGGAUUGCUGGAGUUAUAUUCCUCGGUAUGGUGGAGAAGGCGGUCUUCUGCGCCGAGUAUGAAAACACCAAUGCUGUAGGCUCUGCUUCUCCAGGCCUGCUGAUUUUUGCUGAGCUGGUCUCGGCCCUCAAGAGAACUAUAGCCCGAUUGCUCGUCAUCAUUGUCAGCCUCGGCUAUGGCAUUGUAAAGCCUCGAUUGGGGACGGUAAUGCACCGAGUGGUUGGUCUCGGAGUUCUCUACUUAGUCUUUGCUGCAAUCGAAGGAGUACUGAGGAUAACUGGGGGUCGAGACAAUGGCCCAGCUCUCAUUACAGCAAUUGUUUUGGCUGUGUUAGACUCAUUCAUCAUCUGUUACAUUUUUGUCAGCCUGGCUCAAACCAUCAAGACUCUCAAGCUGAGAAAAAACCCGGUCAAGUUGUCCCUUUACAGGCACUUCACAAAUACACUCGUAUUUGCAGUCAUUGCGUCCAUCAUUUUCAUGGCUUGGACAGCAAAGAAAUUCCGUCUUGCAGAUUGCCAGUCAGAUUGGAUUGAGCUGUGGGUGGAAGAUGCUUUCUGGAGGUUUUUGUUCUCCCUCAUUCUUCUUGUCAUAAUGUUCCUAUGGAGACCAUCUGCAAACAACCAAAGGUACGCUUUCACACCUCUCAUUGACGACUCCGAUGAUGAGGAAAUUGAGGAAUAUGUUGCUUCCCCAAAUAUCGCUGAUGGCAUUAAACUGAGAGCCACAAAAUACGAGGCAAAUAGCGCAGCGACAUCUCCGGAAACAAACCCGGAAGAAGACUUGAAGUGGGUUGAAGAAAACAUUCCAAGCUCUCUCACUGAUGUAGCACUUCCUGUUUUGCUUGACUCUGAUGAGGAGAGCAUGACAACCAAGUAUGAGAUGUCCAAGCUGGAGUGAGGGGAAACCUUCAGAGCUGUCAGCGGAGGAUGUGGAGACUAUUCCUGACUCUGCAGUUGUCUUCUGUGCACAGUUGCAUCUUAUUACUGAUGGCAGGUCAUGGUGGAGGUUUGCUAGUGACCCUUCCAACACCUAAACUGUUUUUUCCUCUCAACAACUGGUUCAUCUUUGCCCUGACAGAAUCAGUUUGAGCCUUUCUUUCCAAAGAGAUGAAUUGAUUUUAUAUUAUGUGCUGUAUUUAUUAGCAUUAUGUCUACUUUAUAAGAGUUUUUCUACAAGUAAGAACAGAGGGUCUCGUGCAUGAGGAUAUUCAAAGACACAAUGUGUUUGGGGGGUGUUUCAAAUGAUGAAGAUGGGGAUAGUUGGUUUUAUCUCAUUGAUUUAAAGUGGGAUUUAGCAAGCAUGCACGUUUGAUGUACUGGUGAGACAUGGUUGAGAUGAUAACGGUGGAAGAGAACAUUUUGCGUCUAUGCACUUUCACCAUCCAAACUGUGCCUACAUGUCGUUCUCGUAUCAGCCCCGAUGUGAUAUUCCAGUCGUCUCAGUGUUGAUGUGUCAGUUAGUCUGUGAUUGGGAAACUGAAAACAACGUCGUUUGAACAAUUAAGGCACAAAUGCGUUCAGUAGUUAAUUAAAAGGGCAGGUGGGUAUUUGUCUUUUGAGCAAUACAAAGUUUGUCUACAGAAUUUUGUAGCUUCAUUCUUAUUUAUUUAUGAUGAAAGUGUACUUAAAAGUCAUGUUCAGCGUUUCUGUAUUUUUCAGAGCUGGACCAAUCUGAAUAUAUUGGGCAAAUGGCAAUUUUUUUUUUUUUUUCUUGACUUUGCAUUCUGCUCAUUCUGCUGGGUGGUGCUGUCAGUCGUUUGGAGUAUAAGAGCACUGUCCUCAUGUUUUGUGUGAUGCUUUCACUGGUUAGCAAAAGCACAAGCUGAACACUCAAGAGGAUUACAAUACUGUAAUGUCAAUGUUCACAAUUGUUCUUGGGUUAUUUGAUUGAAAGACACCUGCCUCUUGAAUAUUUGUACAGAUGCCUGAUUUGUUCGUGACAUAAUUUUGCCUGAGUUUUAAGGGGUAAUACUUGAUUUUUUUUUUUUCAUUUUAAGUAUUUUUCAUUCUUUUUUUUCUUAACUUUUCCAUUUUGGGAAGUGUUCAAAUAAGAUAUAGAGGAGUAUAUUAGUUUUCUGGACUAUAAUUUGCUCUGUUUUCACUCCAAUAAAAGGAAUUAUUUUACA